Molecule: messenger RNA, 1804 nt
Organism: Sturnus vulgaris (Common starling)
Lineage: Eukaryota; Metazoa; Chordata; Aves; Passeriformes; Sturnidae
Gene: CPM
Product: carboxypeptidase M
Biological process (GO): peptide metabolic process; protein processing
Molecular function (GO): zinc ion binding; metallocarboxypeptidase activity
Source: RefSeq, a predicted model, not a curated record
GCAGCGGCGGCAGCAUGAGGGCGGCGGCAGGGGACGUGGUGGGCAUCCUCAUCCUCUGCCUGGUUUCUGCGGCGGCCGCGCUGGACUUUAAGUACCACCACACCGAGGAGCUGGAGGAGUACCUGAGGGGGGUUCAUGCCUCGUACCCCUCCCUCACCCACCUGCACAGCAUCGGGCGAUCGGUGGAAGGUAGAGACCUGUGGGUUCUUGUUCUGGGAAGGUUUCCAACCCAACAUAAGAUUGGCAUUCCAGAGUUCAAGUAUGUUGCUAAUAUGCAUGGGGAUGAGACUGUUGGGAGAGAAAUCCUGCUCCAUUUGAUAGAUUUCCUGGUGACCAGCUAUGGACGUGAUCCAGUUAUUACCCGGUUACUCAAUAAUACCCGGAUUCAUAUCAUGCCAACGAUGAAUCCCGAUGGAUUUGAAGCUACAAAAGUGCCUGAUUGUUAUUACACACGAGGAAGGUACAACAAGAAUGGAGAAGAUCUGAACAGAAAUUUUCCUGAUGCCUUUGAAAAUAACAGUGCCAGCAUUCAGCCAGAGACUCGGGCAGUAAUGGACUGGAUAAAAAAUGAAACGUUUGUUCUUUCAGCAAACUUGCAUGGGGGUGCCCUGGUUGCCAGUUACACCUUUGAUAAUGGUAACCCAGUUACUGGCUCUUUGAAAGGCUAUAGCAAAUCUCCAGAUGAUGAUGUCUUUAUUCACCUGGCAAAAACCUAUUCUUCCAACCAUGCCAGCAUGUACAAAGGGACGGGGUGUGACAACAGGCAAACUUUCCCAGAAGGCAUUACCAAUGGGUACUCUUGGUACCAGCUGGAAGGUGGAAUGCAAGAUUACAACUAUGUCUGGGGACAGUGUUUUGAAAUUACAUUGGAGCUGUCAUGCUGUAAAUAUCCUCCAGCAGACCAGCUGGAAAAGUUCUGGAGAGACAACAAAGUUGCUCUGAUCGAAUAUAUCAAACAAGUGCACCUAGGUGUCAAAGGCCAAGUUACUGAUAAGAAUGGGAAUCCUAUUCCCAAUGCCAUCGUGGAAGCCAAAGGAAGGCCACAUGUCUGCCCCUACAGAACAAAUGAACAAGGGGAGUACUUUCUUCUCCUUUUGCCUGGGACAUAUGUGAUCAAUGUUACUGUACCAGGAUUUAAAUCGAUGCUGAAGACAGUGGAAAUACAUGACAAUACUGGAAACUUCAGUGCUUUGAAACAGGACUUCUCUUUCCCAGAGGUCUCAGAUCAGAUAAGAUCAAGAGUUGCUUCAUGUCCCAAAACUCCCCUCUACCAAGAGCUCGCACGGGCUUCAGCUGCAGUAAAACCAACCAUACACAUCUUGGUUUUAGUGACCGCUAUGCUUGUAAUUUUCAAAUAAAGUCAGGAAUGAAAAAGGCAAAGGGAAACCUUCCUGCACAAAUGUGGCUUUUCAGAGAAGGAAUUGUAUAUGCAAAAGAAUGUAUGUUUUUAUAAACCAAAUUCUCAGAUUGACAAUCAUGUUUACUGUAUGUUGUAAAAUACUGGCUUGACAAUUGAAUGUUUUACUUUAGUUAGACAUAUUUUUAAUUGUAACAGACUGUCAUAUUUUUCUAUGUAUUUUACUCUGAACAAAUUUUGUACAGUCUAUGGAGAUAACUGUAGAAUUUUGAUGCAGAAAGUACAAAUACUUUUGAAUUUUUCCAGAUUAAAAAAACAUUGAGGAUUGUACUGCAGUGUUUCAUGCAAGCUCAGGUUCCUCACUGAGCCAACAGCUCAGGUGCCACACAACUGUAAGCCAUCAGCUCAAUACUAAUUUCUCAUAAUAAAGCCACUGUUAUAAAUGAA